AUGCUGCUUCGACCGCAAUUCGUUGCGCAUCUCUCGAGGCGACACUCACCGUCUCUCUUUCCUUUACGUAUCAUUGCGCCUGGCCCCUACAGCCAGGCGGCAAAAUUUGCGUCCUCAAGGUCAUCUGACCCUCCCGACCCUCAGGAUGUCGAGCUAGCCAGAACGUGGCUGCAAGCCUUCCAGUCCGGCGUGCAGUCCAUUCCCCGCCAGCUCGGCCAGAUUUCCUUCAGCCGUUCAAGUGGCCCUGGCGGUCAAAACGUGAACAAGUCGGUGCAAGCCCGAUCCACUUCCACAGGUCCCCUGUCCCCCUAUCAAAUCUCUCUGGUCAAUUCAAAAGCUACCUUAAAAGUACCUCUGUCCGCGCUGCUUCCUCUGGUGCCGCGCUUGCUCCAUCCCCCACUGCGGGCCUCGCGCUUUGCGACCGAACGGUCGCAGACGCUGGUCAUUCAGUCGGAUGAAUCGAGACAGCAGUCGGCCAACGUGGAGGCAUGUUAUGAGAAGCUGAAUCAGCUUCUAAUCAGCUCGGCAAAGGAGAUGAUCCCCGGUGAGACUUCUCAGGCACAGAGGGACCGCGUGACUAAAUUACAGCGCGCUCAAAACGAAUCUCGGCUGCAGUCCAAAAAGUUCCACAGCAGCAAGAAGAGUAACCGCCGUGGCGGUAAAUACGACGACUAA
Molecule: messenger RNA, 675 nt
Organism: Penicillium oxalicum
Lineage: Eukaryota; Fungi; Ascomycota; Eurotiomycetes; Eurotiales; Aspergillaceae
Product: peptidyl-tRNA hydrolase domain protein
Exons: 3
Coding region: 1-675 (224 amino acids)
Biological process (GO): mitochondrial translational termination
Cellular component (GO): mitochondrial large ribosomal subunit
Molecular function (GO): translation release factor activity
Source: RefSeq, a predicted model, not a curated record